Daucus carota subsp. sativus is the source of this 1047-nucleotide messenger RNA. RefSeq names its product pseudo histidine-containing phosphotransfer protein 6. Gene Ontology annotation, cellular component: cytoplasm; nucleus. The record is from RefSeq and is a predicted model, not a curated record. The transcript has 5 exons. Gene Ontology annotation, biological process: cytokinin-activated signaling pathway; phosphorelay signal transduction system; phosphorylation. Lineage: Eukaryota; Viridiplantae; Streptophyta; Magnoliopsida; Apiales; Apiaceae. The coding region runs from base 365 to 853 and encodes 162 amino acids. Gene Ontology annotation, molecular function: protein histidine kinase binding; histidine phosphotransfer kinase activity.
UUUUACACAUUUUAGUAUUAUGCUUACAUAAUUUUGCUACCAUAUUUUUUCGUUAUUAAAAUAAGUAAUGAUACUUCAAAUAUGUAAUAAUAAUUGUUUCAAAUAGGGUGAGGAUCGAGGAAGAGGGAGAAGUGGUAAUCCUUUAAAUACCAACAGGGGCUGAGGUCUUGUGAAACCUACCUCUUCUCUUUCUGUCUUGCAUUAGCAUUGUAUUAGCAAACAAUUGAUCAAUUAAGAAACCCUCUUUUAUAUUUCAGUGUAGCUGAAAUUACCUCAUCAAGGGAUAAGUGGAAGGCCCGGCGAAAUUAGAUUGUACGUGACAACUGACAAGUGAUCGCAGAUCAAGACGGGUUUACCACUGUGGAUGCUUGGGCUGCAGUCUUACCGGUUGCUAGCCGACAUGAAUCGUUUACUUGCUUCACUCUUCCAUCAGGGAGUGCUGGAUGAGCACUUCUUGCAGCUACAACAGCUUCAAGAUGAAAGCUCCCCAAACUUUGUGUCUCAAGUUGUCAACAUGUACUUCAACGAGUCAGAGAAACUUUUGCGCAGUCUCAGAGCUUUGUCGGUGGAUAGAGAGCACUGGGAGUACAAGAAAGUGAGGUUGCAUCUGAAUCAGUUAAUGGGAAGCAGCUCCAGCAUUGGCGCUAAUAGGAUCAGAAAUGUUUGCAUCGCCUUUCGUGCAGCCUCAGAACAGAAUAACAGACCGGGGUGUCUGAGGGCUCUGGAUCUUUUGGAACAUGAAUUCUGCUAUCUCAAGAACAAACUCCACGAAUUCUUCCUUAUUGAGCAACAGCAAGUAUUGGCAGCUGGAAUCCGAUAUCCUAAUUAUCCGAUGCCGCAGCAUCCAAACUAGCUAGCUCCAUCGCCUCUCUAGCUCAAUAACUAGGCACACACCAUCAAUCUUCUAAGUCCGAUCUAUUGUAUAAUUACUAUUUAUUCUCCGUGUUUGAUCUCAAUAGAGUUGCAAGCCAGCGCUGGAAUUUGACAACAUACCUUACAAAUUCACUUUAUGGUAGUGGUCUUGCAUUUAGGGUUGAAGUUUUUCUG